AUGUUCAUACCAGCCGGCGGGGUCGGUUUGUGGUGCUGCCGCUGCGGAUUGCGGAGUCCGAGACAGAUGUUGCGCCAUCACAGCCUCCUCAAGUGCCGCUGCCGCAUGUUGUUCAAUGACCUGAAGGUCCUCCUGCUCCGGAGACCCCCCGCGCCCCCUCCGCCCCCGCCUCCCCUCCCCAUGGACAGCGGAGACCCCCGCCCGGGCGGGCCGGCGGCCAACAACAACACCCUGCCCGCGCGGCAUGGGGGGCGAGGGGGCGCCUGGAGGGCGCCGGCCGCAGGGGGGGGCGGCCCGGCCAGCCCGCCCGAGGAAGAGUGGGGCAGCCCGGCCGGCGAGCCCCCCGCGUCCGCCAUGAGCAGCGCGUCCUCGGAGGACUUCUGCAAAGGGAAGGCGGAGGACAGGUACUCGCUGGCCAGCAGCCUGGACAGCGGCAUGAGGACCCCGCUCUGCAGGAUCUGCUUCCAGGGGCCCGAACAGGGGGAGUUGUUGAGCCCGUGUCGAUGCGAUGGAUCGGUGAAAUGUACGCACCAGCCUUGUCUGAUCAAAUGGAUCAGCGAGAGAGGCUGCUGGAGCUGCGAGCUGUGUUACUACAAGUAUCACGUCAUUGCCAUAAGCACAAAGAACCCUCUGCAGUGGCAGGCCAUCUCUCUGACAGUCAUUGAGAAGGUUCAGAUUGCAGCAGCCAUCUUGGGUUCCCUCUUCCUCAUCGCCAGUAUCUCGUGGCUCAUCUGGUCGACCUUCAGUCCUUCCGCCAAAUGGCAGCGCCAGGACCUGCUCUUCCAGAUCUGCUAUGGAAUGUAUGGCUUCAUGGACAUUGUCUGUAUAGGUCUAAUAAUUCACGAAGGGCCCUCGGUUUACCGGAUUUUCAAAAGGUGGCAGGCGGUAAAUCAGCAGUGGAAAGUGCUGAACUAUGACAAAACAAAAGACAUGGAGGACCAAAAAACAGGGACCAGGACAAACCUCCGAACCUCCUCCCAAACCAACCAUUCGUCCUCCACCGGUGGUACAGCCAGCAACUCCGCUCCAGCCGACAACGGGGUCCGGGGCACUAGCCACGCCACCGGCACCCUGUCUGACCACCACUGUGCUUACACCAUCUUGCAUAUACUCAGCCAGCUGAGGCCUCAAGAACAGAGAAGCCAGUCUAGCACUAACAGAGAGCUCGUCAUGAGGGUCACAACAGUCUGA
Molecule: messenger RNA, 1191 nt
Organism: Emys orbicularis (European pond turtle)
Lineage: Eukaryota; Metazoa; Chordata; Testudines; Emydidae
Gene: MARCHF4
Product: membrane associated ring-CH-type finger 4
Exons: 4
Coding region: 1-1191 (396 amino acids)
Biological process (GO): protein ubiquitination
Cellular component (GO): Golgi stack; trans-Golgi network
Molecular function (GO): zinc ion binding; ubiquitin-protein transferase activity
Source: RefSeq, a predicted model, not a curated record